Messenger RNA from Talaromyces atroroseus, 1947 nucleotides. RefSeq lists its product as hypothetical. Gene Ontology annotation, molecular function: nucleic acid binding; ATP binding. Gene Ontology annotation, cellular component: mitochondrion. The coding region runs from base 1 to 1947 and encodes 648 amino acids. The record is from RefSeq and is a predicted model, not a curated record. The transcript is spliced from 2 exons. Lineage: Eukaryota; Fungi; Ascomycota; Eurotiomycetes; Eurotiales; Trichocomaceae.
AUGUUGAGCGCCGUUCGUCGCGGGCCGGCCCUGGCGAGAGCGCUUCGAGUAUGCGCUCCUCGGGCCUUGCAGUCUACUAAGACUACGCCUAGUCUGGUCGCAAACUUCAAAACUACCCUGCCACCAGCUUAUUCUCCCGCAUCUCAAGUUCGAUUGUUCCAAUCUACGGUCUCUCCGAAGCAGGCCAAUGCUGCAGCUCAGAGCCAGGAAACUCCCAAGUCUAUUGACCAAUUUAACGAAUUGGCAGUCCAGGGGCUGGUGCACCCGCGUAUCAUUCACGCCAUUACCGAAAAAAUGGGCAUUCAUACCAUGACGGACGUACAACGCCUCACAAUUCCGCAUUCUAUUCAGGGGGUUGACACUUUGGCUCAAGCAAAAACCGGUACCGGAAAGACACUCGCCUUUCUUGUUCCUGUGCUUCAAAGGAUCAUGACCAACGAUCCUAGUCUGGCUCAAAGGACAAGAGGGCCAGCAAGAUCGCAUUCUGAGGACAUCCGUGCUAUUAUAAUCUCGCCUACCCGUGAACUCGCUGAACAGAUAGCUGUGGAGGCUAGGAAGGCUGCAACUGGUACUGGAAUUGUCGUUCAGACCGCUGUAGGAGGAACAAGAAAACAAGAGGGUUUAGCACGAAUCUUAAGAGAAGGUUGCCAUAUCCUCGUUGCAACACCUGGUCGUCUUAAGGAUAUCUUGUCAGACUAUAGCAGUCGUGUCAGUGCACCCAACCUGGAUGUUCUUGUUCUUGACGAAGCCGACCGCCUGUUGGACGAUGGCUUUGGUCCGGAGAUUGAAAGCAUACAAAACCUUCUUCCCGACCCGACCGUUAGGGACCGACAGACCCUGAUGUUUUCUGCAACGUUGCCCCGUGAAGUCAUGGGUAUGGUACGCAGGACAAUGAAACCCGGCUUCGAAGUCGUCAACACUGUUGCCAAAAAUGAGGUUCCCACACAUCUGAGGGUACCCCAGAAGGCGGUCUUCUGUCGAGGCUUUGAAAAUGGACUUCCAGCUUUUCUGGAGAUUUUGAGAAAGUACAAGGCACGUGAAGCGACGGAACCCAACCUGCGACCACUGAAGGCUAUCGUCUAUUACAACACUACAGCUGAAGUUCAAUUUGUUUAUGAAGCGCUUGGGCAGAUGCUCAAUGACCCCACAGACCGCCGUAGCGGCAACCCUAUCGGACGUAACAUCUUCCGUAUGCACUCCAGGCUUUCUCAAGCCCAGCGAACUCAUUAUUCCGAGGCCUUCCGGCGCUCCCACACCGGUAUUUUGAUUUCAUCUGAUGUCACUGCUCGAGGCUUGGACUUCCCUGAUGUUACGCAUGUGAUUCAAAUGAGUGUUCCGAAAACUCGCGAAUCUUACAUUCACCGCUUGGGUCGUACCGGUCGUGCCAACAAAGAGGGUGAAGGUUGGAUUAUCAUUCACGAUGAAGAAGAUGAUGUUUUCUUCCAGAGACUAGGUGACCUGCCUAUUGAACAGGACGAGUCCAUUGAGACCGCCAAUGUCGAUCUAUCUGGCAAAGAUCAAUUGACCGGGCAAUCCAAAGAUAUCAUCAACCAAGUUACAGCAGCUCUCCGGUUGAUUCCUUACGAAGAGAAGGAAACGGUUUACCGUGUUCAGAUGGCAGCUAACGCCUUUAACUUCCGGCGCAAGCAAAACUUUGUACAUGCGCUUAAUAAACUUGCCACACAAGGAUGGGGUCUUCCUGAACCACCAAAAGUUCCUUCAACGCUUGCAAGUAAGCUCGGUUUCAACGGACUUUCAGGGAUUAAUAUCGGUGGGGAUGAGCGACGAUCUUCCUAUAACGCUCGUCAUGGCGAUAGGAACAAUUUUGGUGGUGACAGAUCACGAUUUCGGCGCCCUCAAAGAGACAGGGUUGAUUGGAGUGGGUUUUCUGACAGCGAUCAUGCGCAAAGGCGCUUUGGUUUUGAUUCACUCCGAGGCCGCCGUUAG